AUGCCAAGCGAGCCUAAGCACGGGCUUGCCACUCGGACGCGGGUGCUUGGCGCACUGAAGAGCGGUAGAGACUGGAUGCUAGUCGCAGACUGCAAUGACAUCGUGCUCACGGCAUCCCGCAAGAUCAUUGACCGCGGGCCAACCGACGUCCAGACGAGAGGCAGCGCGCGUGCGGCAUGUACGAAGUGCACGCCCGAGAUAGAGGACGCCCUAGUGGCGUACCGCGAGAAAAAUUGUCUGUUUACACUAAAGCAAGUGCAGAAUAUGCUGCGGUUUGGCUUUGGAGUUCGCGUAAGCACCUCCCUUACUAGUAAACAAACUGUGCAAUAA
Molecule: messenger RNA, 330 nt
Organism: Phytophthora nicotianae INRA-310
Lineage: Eukaryota; Oomycota; Peronosporomycetes; Peronosporales; Peronosporaceae
Exons: 1
Coding region: 1-330 (109 amino acids)
Source: RefSeq, a predicted model, not a curated record